Emiliania huxleyi CCMP1516 is the source of this 567-nucleotide messenger RNA. RefSeq lists its product as hypothetical. The record is from RefSeq and is a predicted model, not a curated record. The transcript is spliced from 2 exons. Bases 1 to 567 code for a protein of 188 amino acids. Lineage: Eukaryota; Haptophyta; Isochrysidales; Noelaerhabdaceae.
AUGAUGCGCGUCCUCGGCUACCUUCUCCUUCCGGGCCUUGCGCUCGGAAGCCACUGCGACCGCGCCACCGUGCCAAGCUACUGCUGCUCUAUUGGAUGUGACACUGCGAUCGACAUGACGCAGUACGGCAUGACGCAACCCACCUGUGGCCCUGGCGACACAACUCUCGCCGACAUCUUUGCAGUCGCGUCGGCCGAUGGCUGCAGCCCGCUAACCGAGGGGGAAUGCGCAUGGGGUCCAUCCGCAGACGCGUCGUGCAUCAGCCAGGGCUUCUGCCCGCCCCCGGCACCACCAGCCACAAAUGGGUGCGUGCCGGGCGGCUUCUGCGCUGACGACAACGGCAGCAAGUGCAAGGAGCUUGGCCGCGAAUUUCACAAGGGUGACUACGGCGUCGCGCGCUUUGCGUGCCGACAGCUCUGCGAGGCGUGGCGUGGCUGCCAAGCCGUCGAGCUUCUUCGCCUCCACAAGGUGUAUUCGCUCUGCAAGGUGUGCGGUUCGGCCGCCACGCGCACGAACAAGGCGCCGGCGAACAACGUCGAGUGUCUCACUUACAACAACGGGGAGUGA